This is a messenger RNA of Mycena indigotica, 1311 nucleotides long. RefSeq names its product CBM1 domain-containing protein. The coding region runs from base 1 to 1311 and encodes 436 amino acids. Gene Ontology annotation, molecular function: cellulose binding. Gene Ontology annotation, cellular component: extracellular region. Lineage: Eukaryota; Fungi; Basidiomycota; Agaricomycetes; Agaricales; Mycenaceae. Gene Ontology annotation, biological process: carbohydrate metabolic process. The transcript is spliced from 15 exons. The record is from RefSeq and is a predicted model, not a curated record.
AUGGUCGUCGUCGGUGCCGGGCCGCGACCUGCUCCAUGUGGCGCGGAGGUUUUGUGCCAAACUUACGACGCUCUUCCGCACGCCCCACCCGUAAUUUCGCUCAAUGCGGUCUCCAAAUACUCCAAUACCGAUGUCAAGAUAUCCGGAUCACUGUACUUGACUUCGAAUAUCUACAGUCUCCUCCUCGUGAUCUUUGGGCGAGGCACAUCUGCCGCCGCAUUUUCCGCGACGCUGAUCCGGCCUGCCCCCCGCCAAUUCUCUUGUGCGGCAUUUCUCUGGGAGAAGGAAAUCCAUCAUGCUGCUAAAAGGGUCUUUUCUCGCGCUCGCGGUGUCUGCUUCGGUGGCGAGGGGGCACACGAUAUUCCAGGUGUGUCUGAAGUGGUGCAAGCGCUCGGGGGGCUGACAGGGUAUCUCCAGCAAGCAUAUGUGAACGGCGUCAGCCAGGGCCACCUUACGGGCAUCCGCGUGCCUGACUACGACGGACCAAUUACGGACGUCACUUCCAAUGAUAUCAUUUGCAACGGCGGAAUCAACCCGUACCACACGCCGCUCCCGUCGACCGUCAUCACGGUGCCCGCUGGGGCCCAAUUCACUGCUGAAUGGCACCAUUCGCUGGUCGGCCCUGACCCUAGCGACUCAGCAGACCCUGUUGACCCUACGCACCACGGACCGACGAUUACUUACCUUGCACAGAUCCCAAACGCACUUCAAAGCACCGUAACGGGCCUGAAGUGGUUCAAGAUCCAGGAGGACGGGCUGGUCGCAAGCAACCAGACGUGGGGCGUCGACCGCAUGAUCGCGAACAAGGGCAAGGUCACCUUCACGAUCCCGCCGUGCAUCCCCGCGGGGCAGUAUUUGCUGCGACAUGAAAUGAUAGCCCUGCACAGCGCCACUACGUAUCCCGGCGCGCAGUUCUAUAUGGAAUGUGCGCAACUUUCGAUCACGGGCGGCGGCAGCACGCAACCCGCAACAGUGUCCUUCCCCGGUGCAUACAAGGGUAGCGACCCCGGCAUCACCACCAACAUCUACUACCCGCUCCUUACCAAUUACACUGUCCCCGGCCCGCCGGUGUUCACCUGCCCCGGAGGAAGUGGCACAACUGUCAAGCCGUCGUCGACCGUGAAGCCCGCGAGCUCGUCCACGGUGAAGAGUAGCUCGGCAACAAAGAGCUCAAGCUCUGCUGCAACGACAACCGGCGCGACGGCGCCACACUACGGGCAGUGCGGUGGAUUUGCAUGGGCUGGCCCGACGGUUUGCGCGAGCCCGUACACAUGUACGUACGUCAACGUGGAUUACAGUCAGUGCUUGUAG